AUGGCACAUACCUCACAACGCAAGAAAGAGUUACUGUUUAACUUGUUCUUUCUCACUCUCGGUCUAUACUUGUGUUGGAUCGGCGUACAAGUUAUACUUGCUUGGGCACUAUUCUGUUUACUUGCUUUCCGCUUUGUAAAAUUACAAGCAGACUACUGUAAUUCUAUAAUUUAUGGAUCAGCGGGGGACAAUAUUUCUCCAACGGGAGAGAAAUCUAUUAUACAAGAGAUCGCGUAUACGUGUCAGAUGAUUAUCUCGCGCUCACAAAUUGAGCAACUCACAGUGGAUAGACAAAUACGAAAGUCCAGGAAACUUUUGAAGGAAACCGAAAGCUUGAAAUUGAUUCGCAAACGUCGUGACUCCAUUCCGCCUAUAUUAAAACGCCCAUGUCAACGUCAAUCGAAACGUCGCGAUUCCGGCCCCUCAAAGAUUAAUUCGACAUCCAGGCCUGUAACGCAAGCCUUGACAGAAUCGUUCCAAAAUCCUUCUCUGGCACGACGUCUAUCUAAUCCUUAUCUACCAAAGCAUGACGCCGAAGUGUUCAAAUCGUUUGCGAAUUGUGUCAAGCCCAUACAGCACUCUGCUCCUGAGCAAGGUCAACCAAUAUCCCAGGGAAAUGAAAAUCUGAUCGAUGCAGUCCUUAGACUAGAACAGGCAAUUGAGGAGACUAUUGGACUUGAACACUUAAACGUUUGUACUGGGCCGAAUGACAACUCGAGUACCACUUGUGCUACUUACAGUGACGUGGAUAGAAGUUUGAGACAGUUGGAGGAGCUUUUCGAAGAGCUAUAUGGGGUUUCAUGA
Molecule: messenger RNA, 804 nt
Organism: Paraglomus occultum
Lineage: Eukaryota; Fungi; Glomeromycota; Glomeromycetes; Paraglomerales; Paraglomeraceae
Source: the annotation of a GenBank genome assembly